This is a messenger RNA of Columba livia (rock pigeon), 3437 nucleotides long. RefSeq names its product YY1 associated factor 2 (gene YAF2). Gene Ontology annotation, cellular component: nucleus. Gene Ontology annotation, molecular function: transcription coregulator activity; DNA binding. The transcript is spliced from 4 exons. Bases 208 to 750 code for a protein of 180 amino acids. Gene Ontology annotation, biological process: positive regulation of DNA-templated transcription. NCBI's taxonomy places the organism in Eukaryota, Metazoa, Chordata, Aves, Columbiformes, Columbidae. The record is from RefSeq and is a predicted model, not a curated record.
GGCGGCCGCUGGUUGGCGGCGGGGGGACACGUGAGGGGGGAGGGGGCAGCGGCGGCGGCAGGAGUUUCCCCGACAGCUGGAGGUUGCGGCGGCGGCUCCUCCUCCCCGGGUCCCCGUUAGAGCCCAGAGACCCCCCGCGCUCCUCCUUAUUGACAAACACACAAAGGGCCGCGCCGGGGCCGGGCCGGGGACGCGUCUGGAGCCGGCAUGGGAGACAAGAAGAGCCCGACCAGGCCGAAGCGGCAGCCGAAACCCUCCUCGGACGAGGGCUACUGGGACUGCAGCGUCUGCACCUUCCGCAACAGCGCCGAGGCCUUCAAGUGCAUGAUGUGCGACGUGAGGAAGGGCACCUCCACACGGAAACCUCGACCUGUCUCUCAGCUGGUUGCACAACAGGUUCCUCAGCAAUUUGUGCCCCCUACGCAAUCAAAGAAAGAGAAAAAAGACAAAGUAGAAAAGGAAAAAAGUGAAAAGGAAACAACAAGCAAAAAGAACAGUCAUAAGAAAACCAGGCCAAGAUUGAAAAAUGUGGAUCGAAGUAGUGCUCAGCAUUUGGAAGUUACCGUUGGAGAUCUGACAGUCAUAAUUACAGACUUUAAGGAGAAAACUAAGUCACCACCUGCUUCCAGCGCUGCUUCUGCAGAUCAGCACAGUCAGAGCGGUUCUAGCUCUGACAAUACAGAGAGGGGAAUGUCCAGGUCAUCUUCACCCAGAGGAGAAGCGUCAUCACUGAAUGGGGAAUCUCAUUAAAGUUUAUUUUCUCCAGUUUCUUUAGUCUCUUCAAAACAUGCAAAUACAUGACUUCUGUCACCUGUUACCACAUUUUCAUGACAGAUUAGCCAUGCAUAAAUGGUAUGUUUACUGGAACAUAAUUUAUGCUGUUUAAAAAAAGAAAAAGAAAAAGUGCAGUGGUAGAAACAAUAAUUUAAAUGCAAUCGACAAAUGCUUAGAAAGCAUUUUCAGUCCAACUUUUUAAUCUUCAUGUGUAAAGGUGCCAUGAAAAUGUGGUUUGAAUGUUCAUUAUGCAGUGUUAUUGGUAAGUCCAUUUUCACUUUUAGUUUAGUGAAUUCUAACACAACUCUUGGUGUCUCUACUAUUGGCAUGUACUGAAUUUAAAUUUUUAUAACAUAGUUCAAGCUGCCUAAAUAUGUAUUAUUUGAGAAUUGUGAAACAUAGUUAUAUGUAUGCAAGUCAAAGAUCAACUUAAUCAACUAUUGCUGCAACAGAAUUUUCAUAAUAAUUAUCUUCUUAAAAACACCUGCUGGUACUUGGUGUGGUUAAAUAGGAAAAAUGUUAUUAAAUAAAACAUUUGUAUGAAUUUUUGCCAAUGUUUGACACAUUUUACUAGAUUACUGAAUUAUGUUGAUGGUUUUACCUAUAUUUUUUCACACUUAAAACACUUAUUGUAAUGUUUACAAGCAAAAUAGAAAAUACAUUCAAAGCAGUGAUUGAUUAACCUUACAGUUCAGGUAAAAUACUACAUUGUCACUAUACACUGGUAUUCUGUGUUGUGUAACAAAUAUUGAACCUCAGAUGACGACACAUUUGGCAAAAACUAACAUUUGGAAAUACGAAAGUUUGGAAGAGCUUUAAAAAUAACAAGUGCAGUUCUCAUUUCUGCUACUGCUGUUUCCUUGCCCCAAAUUUAUCUAGUGUCAUAUAGUCACUUAGCAUUUCAUUACAGGAAUAUCAGAUGUUGUACGAGAAUAAGGAAAUAACAAUAUUAUUUUUUUCCUGUAUAAAUUUAUUCAAUAUUGAUUUGGCCUGUUAAAAUAUAUUAUGUCAUAAAUCAUAUGAAAAAACUCAGUACCCUACUUUAUGGCAUAAACUGUCAACAUUUACACAUUUAGCAAUAUGCCGAUACAGAGCAGAACGAUUUACAAUCCCAUCUGGUAUUAUGUAAAAUUACCAAUAAAAUAUUUUUGUGAAUACAGAUUUUGCAUUUGUGUUUACAACCAAUAAGUGUUUUGAUACAAAUAUACAAUCCAUGUAUAGAUUUUAAAUUAUAUAUUCAGGUUCAGUACAAAAGUCCAUUUAUCUCCUUUUAGUGAGAUAGUCCACUUACACUCCUGUAAUUCUUUACUUUUUCCUUCAAAUUACGUAUAUUUUAAGCCCAUGUAAAUGUUGGAUGUACCUUCUUGGUAGUGAAUCCAGCCCCAAAUUAUUACCAACAUACGAUAAGUCUUCUUAACAGCUAAAACAAUGGAUUUUUGUAGCCCCUGACAAUUGUGAUGUUUGGUGGUUUCUUGUAGUAAUGUAUUUUUCUGUUUUUAAUGCAGUACUUCUACAGGCACAAUGGUACUGUUCUAAUUUGUAAGAUGCUAGUUGUGAAAUACAGUUAGUUGCAUAAUAUGAAAGUCUGAUGUGAUAUCUGAAAACAUACAUACCUCAUUCCUUGGUGUUGCUGUUUAAACUUUUUAGACAUCAAAUGUUAAUUAUAGGCUGUUUCAGAUGGAUAACUACUGACCUGUUUAUUAUGUAUUCUGCUUUAUCUUACUAAAUAGUAUGUCUGUUCAUUGCCAUUACCUGGCCAGAUCUUAGUAUCUAUAAAACAAUGCAUUUCAAGGUUCUUAAAUGUUUUCUUGGGCAGGGCUGGUGUUCAGAAUAACAUACACUAGUUUCCAAAAGAAAAAUACAUACUUCUCAACUUUAUUUUUUUAUAUUUUAUUUUUAGGUGGGACUAUUUGCAGAAUAUACGGAUGUAAUGGAUUACAAGAGAGCCGAAAUUGUUUAAAUUAGGCAGUUAAAGGAUAGCAAAUAUCAUUGCAAGAUGUUUUAUGAAAUGUGUUUCUAUUUUAAAACUUAAUGAAUGCUAACACAUUUCAAAAUUCCUUGCAAGCAAAUAAUAAUCUAUUACCGAUAGUUCACUAAAUGGGAAACACAUUUUCAUUUAGAAUUAUGUGAACAAACCACCCAAAACUGCUAACAAGAGGUCUCCUUGUAUCUUCAGAAAUAAGUAGCCAUUUGGUUUGGAAGGGAGAAUGGUGUGGAUUUUGUUAUGAUUCAGCUGCCUCUAGAGAAUAAUCUCAAAAAGUGUGGUACAAGUAUGGUUAUAAUCAAAAUGAAUGCAGAAAGUCUCACUGUUGAUUGUGGAAUAAGACACAGAAAAGCAAUUUCUAACCACAGAUACAACACAAGUCAGCUGAGCUGUGGUGGUUUUAAUUGAACUUGUUAUGUUGCCAGUGUUUACCCUGCAAUGUUGCCUGUUUUGGCAUUAAAGUUAAGAUACUUUUUGCCUGUUUGUGAUUAAAGGGAUGUGACAACACUGACAGCAGAGUAGACAAAUUCUAAGUAGAAUAUGGCAUUUGACUCUGUUCAGGAUGUUAUAAUUUAAAUGAACUUCACUAAUUUUGACUUGUAGUAAUCCUAAAUCCUUUUUCUAACUGUAAAUAUAUUUAAAAGCAUCUUUACUCAAUUUAUAAAAAGUGAAAAUUUAA